Messenger RNA from Topomyia yanbarensis, 1895 nucleotides. Its product is annotated as procathepsin L-like. The transcript is spliced from 4 exons. The coding region runs from base 476 to 1393 and encodes 305 amino acids. Gene Ontology annotation, molecular function: cysteine-type endopeptidase activity. Lineage: Eukaryota; Metazoa; Arthropoda; Insecta; Diptera; Culicidae. Gene Ontology annotation, cellular component: lysosome. The record is from RefSeq and is a predicted model, not a curated record.
UUUGAAACGAUUACCUCCGCGGGUGGGGUUUCGAAGCAAUAUAAAACAUUGCACUUUUCCGUGUUCCACCGUCUGGGGAACGAAACAAGUCAAGGUCUUAUGCCGAGUCAAUAGCAGUUCCGGUGCAAACAAUGUUUCGUUCCAACGUCAUCACGGAUCUACUUUCUCUCGGCGCACCAGACACCGAAGUCAAUAAAUCCCAGCGAGGAACGGAAGACACAAAACAAACUUUACACCAUCACACAACAGUCAGCUCACUUCAAAGACUGCAAGUGUCGCACAAUUCAAUUCCUACUUCACUCACGACUGAGAAACAUAAUGGAGAAACUUUUUGAUGAGCCAGCAUUUCGGUUCGGUUAGAACCGAUUAACGGACGACCUUUUUCGAUCGACAAUCAGUUUCAAGUCGUAACUCAAACACAUUGUAGGUUAAAAUUUACAGUGCGGAUAACAGCCCCGGUGGCCACAACUCCGGCAUGAAACAUGAAAAAGUUAUGAAUCAACAAUUGCUAGUGACGCUCGCUGUACCACUGAUGCUGCUGUUGCUGAUGGAUGGCUGCAUCACGGCCGAGAACCAGACGACCACAGUCGUCCCACCGGCCGGCAAUAAUCGCACGUCGUUCGAUUCUUACUUGAACGAGUACAAUAAAAAGUAUGUUGUGAAAUACAGAAUCGAUCGAAGGAAGAAUGCUUUCGAGAAAAACUUGGAGGAAAUUGAAAGCCACAACCAGCAGUUUCAGGCAGGCAAGAGUCAGUUUCAAAUGGGAGUUAAUGUGUUUGCUGACUUGGACAAUGAACUGUACAAAAAGCGAAUGGUGCGCAUGAGGGACACCAACCACCGCAAGAUGGACGUGGAAAUCGCCGACGAAUUAGUUGGAGCACCUGCCGGAAUGCCGGAUAGUUUAGACUGGCGCGAAAAAGGUUUCGUAACGGAUAUGGCGAAUCAAAAGACUUGUGGUUCCUGUUAUGCGUUUAGCAUUGCGUACGCAAUCAGUGGUCAGAUUGUGCAACGAAUCGGUCGGAUGGAACUGGUCAGCGAGCAGCAACUGGUUGAUUGUUCAACGUCGGCAGGAAAUCAGGGAUGUGCUGGCGGUUCUCUGAGGUACGCCCUCAAGUAUCUAGAAAGUUGUGGGGGUAUAAUGAGGGCGUCAGACUACCCGUACACUGGAGCGGUAAGUAUCGGUACAGGUUUCAUACAAAUUAUUUCAGCCAAAAUUGCCAAUCCAGCACCACUUUCCAAAAGUUCGUCGUUAGUCAAGGUAACCUUGUUUUGUUUUCUAUUCACUUUUGAUCCAAUAACCAUUAAUAAAUUUCUCCAAAUUAGUUUCACUUCCAGUGAAAAUAUACACACCUCAUUAGAGGGUGCGAUCAACAGUUCGUUACAUGCAAAAUAGCAACAAAUCAAAGUCGUUCACACUUUCGGUAUCCUGUAGCUUCUCCUUCAGCAGGAUCCGAUGCCAUCAGUUUGCCGCCGACUAGACAAGCAUGGUAUGUACAUACCGCAAAAAGGAGCAACUUUUCCGUGCUGGAAGACAUUGUACACCACACGUGCGGGGCACGACAAUAACAGCGAGGUUGGGAAAGGGCUCGUUCUUUUUUGCAAACAUUAUGGUUUGUCGUGCUAAACAGUUAUUUCUACGCCACACGGUCGAAGGGUGUUCGAAGAAGUGAUUAGUCAUUGAGGUGAGGUUUUUUCUAUGUCUGUUUCCUUUUUCGGUGAAUAACCAUGACUGGGUGGAAAUCAGUCCUGUUCUGAAAAGGCUAUUGGGAAAUCCGCAGAAAUGUAUUCAUUCGGGUACGAUGAAGGGUGUGUAUUUUUUAUCCAAUUUAAUUUGAAUGUUUGCAUUGUAAUUUGUCGGAAAUCAAUUCAAAUAAAUCCUAUUGGAAUUCUAAUAA